AUGGCCCCCACUCUUCCCGCCUUGACGACGCCGCCGCCGGAGCAUAGCACCAGCACGGAGCCGUCGUCAGCGGCGAAGAGGGCGUCCACGAGCCCGACGGCGCUGUCCACCAAGGGCCACAAGGCGCCGCUCGAGCGCAAAAAGAGGAAGACGCCGCCGCCGCCCGAGUUAACGCCGGCCCAGACCUCGGAUGCCAUGGAACCGGCAUCCAAGAAGAAGCUGGUGCUAGCCGCGCCCUGCCACGCCGGCGGCGCCGGGCAAUCUAGCAAGGGCGCCGCCCAAGAGAAGAGCGCCGGACACCAAUCCGGCAAGGACGCGCUGGCGCACAAGGCCAAGAAUUUGGAUGAGAUGCGCGAGAUGUAUCCUCACCUCGUUGAUGAGGCCAUGGCCCUUGUCGACCCGGCGGUGCUGGAGAGGGUGCUCCCCCGCAUUGAUGACAACAAGGCCCAGGCGUUGGACAGGAAUAUCAGGAGGGCGAGGAGGCAGCUCACCAAGGCCAUCACGGAAUCGGCAAGGAUGAAAAACAUGGAAACAUCUGCAGUAUUUCUUUGUCAAGCUACUAGGCUUCAGCUAGAAAAGUUGAGAGUGGAUAAAGAGGAUGGUCUGGAUAUUUGUGCUCAAGAACGAUUGGCACGAGUGGAACGUGAAAUAGUGGAACUGAAACAGAUUGUGAUAGAUUCUCACUAUCAGGCAACGAUAGAGAGCAAUCCACUCCGUGAUAAUUCAUCAUUGAAGGGUGUAAGAUGUAAAUCUGAAGAGAGUCACCCUCAGCUGGCUGUAGCUGAAAAUCAGAUUCCAUGCAAUAUACUACAAAAGAAGAUCGAAGUGCCAAAUGGCUUCCCCCAUGAAAAGAAUGAGGAGGUCACAUCUAAGUGUAAACAUGAUGGUGUCGUUCCCCGUAGAAUCCCAUGCGAUAAUCUGGUUAUCUUCCCCUUUUGCUACUUUGCCAUUUAG
This is a messenger RNA of Miscanthus lutarioriparius, 954 nucleotides long. The record is from the annotation of a GenBank genome assembly. NCBI's taxonomy places the organism in Eukaryota, Viridiplantae, Streptophyta, Magnoliopsida, Poales, Poaceae.